Molecule: messenger RNA, 606 nt
Organism: Entamoeba invadens IP1
Lineage: Eukaryota; Evosea; Mastigamoebida; Endamoebidae
Exons: 1
Coding region: 1-606 (201 amino acids)
Source: RefSeq, a predicted model, not a curated record
AUGGAGGAGGAUUUCCCAACAAAACGAAAGUGUGAAGACUAUGUCCCAUUGCAAAAACAAAUUAUCACAAGUCAAGGCAUUAUUUGCGUUCCUCCAAGACAAACACAAUUAGUUGAACCACAAACACUGUUUUUUAAUAAAAAACACGCCGAAAAAGUUACACCAAGAGACGAAAAAUUAUUCCACGUUUUCGACUACCGCGAGGAGUUUCAAAAGACAUUAACGCGUGACAUGCAGACAGUGAAAUUUCAGAAAUUCCUCAACGAAACAAAAACCCUGAAAACCUCAACACUUCAGAAUUCAGAAAAAGUUGUGAAAAUUAAUAUGACUUAUAAUCAUCAAAAUGUAUAUAUUCAGCCAUAUGUGGUAUUUAUGAUGAGUGUAUUCAAACGGGGUGACGAGGCUGUAUGGUCGGAGAAGAAAGAAGCAUGGUUCUAUGUCUCUGAAUAUGGGGAAAUAGUGCUCAAAAACGCGUUUAUAGAAGGGUCCACUUUCUUCAGCUCGUUGAAGUGUGUGGCGAAAAUUAUCAAUGACGUCCACCUCUACAUCAACUUUCUUGUCAGAAAUGCAGAGACACAUGUUAAGUGCCUUUUUUCCGUUUGUUAA